CACCCCUUCUUGUUUCUUCACACACUCACACACUCUGGCUCUGGCUUGUGCUUAAGUGAAACUGUUCUCGACGACAGGGACCAUCUCUCAACCCCUAACGCAUCUUGGGCGUGUUUUCUCCUCCCGGUGUUUGCAAUGCUGGAUGUGGUGCGUAUGGUGAGAGUUUUAGAGGGAGGGAUUCUGACGGGAGCUUGACUGGUGAGCCAAGAGGGAAGGAGGUGACAGACUGAUCGUGUUGGAUGGUCGUAUAUUUUCCUGCUUUAAUAAUUGCACCUGUAAUGUAAAAAUGAGUGUGAUCAAUGGCGUUUGGACAAAUCACCUCCAAAGCAUUCUUCCAUCUCAACCUGCAGGAUCUUCGAGCUGAGAUGAUGGUCUGUGUCCUGGCACCAGUGCUGGAUAACUCCUUCAGCCAUUUCUGAAUCUGAAGAAGAAAAUAUUUAGAAGAUUUAAUGAAUCAACUUUUGCUGACAGAUACUAUGACUGACAAGGGAAACUUCACUGUUCCAAAGCUAACAGAGUCUAAUAUGGGAUUUGGUGUGCUGGGAGUGUUUCUGGGGCUGCUCCUGGAGGUCUCCACUCAUGGACCCCACACUGUUCCUCGAACUUCCUGGAAACACCAAGAUGUGGAUCUUCUGGAGUUUUCGGAGCCUGGGAUUUUCAACUACUCAACGCUGCUGCUGAGUGAGGAAAGAGACGCUCUGUAUGUGGGAGCGAGAGAGGCCAUCUUUGAGCUCAGCAAGAAGAACGUGACUAUCAAAAACCAUAAAGUCCAAUGGACGGUGACGGAGAGCCACAUGAACAUGUGCACGCUUAAAGGAAAAUCAAAAGAGAGAGACUGCUUAAACUACAUCCGAGUCCUCCAAGUUGUAGAUGACGAGCGGCUCUACGUCUGUGGCACGCACGCCUUUCAGCCUCAGUGUGAUUACCUGAAUCUGGGCGACUUUUCUUUGGAGGGUCAGACUGAAGAUGGCAGAGGGAAGUGUUCCUUUGACCCUUCACAAAGCUUCACCACUGUUAUGGUCGAUGGAGAGUUGUAUUCUGGGACGGCUUAUAACUUCUUAGGCAGUGAACCAAUUAUUUCCAGAUACUCUCCUUCCCAUUCUCUACUGAGGACGGAGUACUCCACAUCAUGGCUCAAUGAACCCAGCUUUGUGUUUGCUGAUGUGAUCAGAGAAGGAACAAACAGGGUUGUUGGUGAGGACGACAAAAUCUACUACUUCUUCACCGAGGUGUCUGUGGAGUUUGAAUUCUUUGGCAAGUUGCUCAUUCCCAGAGUGGCUCGAGUCUGUAAGGGAGACCUUGGAGGGCAGCGUACUCUGCAGAAGAAGUGGACGUCCUUUCUGAAAGCCAAGCUGGUGUGCUCCAUGCCUGAGCUGAACUUUGUUUUUAAUGUAGUUCACGACAUUUUCAUUCUGAAGGGGAAAACCGGGCAAGAUACAGUGUUCUAUGGUGUCUUCACCUCUCAGUGGGGUAACGUGGGUUUGUCAGCUGUGUGUGCCUACAACAUGACCACUGUAGAGGAAGUCUUCUCCAAAGGAAAGUAUAUGCAGAAGGCCACAGUGGAGCAAUCCCACACCAAGUGGGUGCGCUACAACGGCAUCAGUCCGUCUCCACGUCCCGGAGCUUGCAUUAACAACAUGAUGCGACAGCAGAACAUCAGCAGCUCACUCUAUUUGCCGGACAAAACUCUUCAGUUUGUUAAGGACCACCCCCUGCUGGAGGAUCCCAUUCUGCCCAUCGGGAACAGGCCUCUGCUCAUCACCAAAGACGUCAAUUACACCCAGCUUGUUGUGGAAAAGAUCCAAGCACUCGACGGCAACAUUUACGACGUAAUCUUCACUGGAACAGAUAAAGGAGUCCUGCACAAGUCUGUGGUGUUUCAGGACGAGGUUCAUAUUGUGGAGGAGAUACAGCUCUUGAAGAACUCUGAACCAAUCAAAAAUUUACUGCUCUCUUCAAAGACACGGUCUGUGUACGCUGGCUCAGACUCCGGUGUGGUCCAGACUCCCACAGCUUUCUGUAGAAAGUAUUUGACCUGCUACGACUGUGUCUUGGCUCGAGACCCCUACUGCGCCUGGGACCCUAACACUGCUGCCUGUGUCAACAUCCUCGACACACCCAGGCAUGGUCUUCGGAAGCUAACCCAGAGUCUAAAUGGUGAUGCAGAUAAAUGUCCUGAAGUGCCUCAGAAGGACUACCAGUCCGUGUUGGUGAAACCAGGGAGUUCUGCAGAGCUGCCCUGCAUGGUGAACUCCAACCUGGCUCACGUGAUGUGGACUUUUAACGGCUCUGUUCUCAGCGAGGCCUCUCGCUUCCUCUUCAUGGGCGAAAACGGGCUCCUCGUUUACAGCGUGGCUCCCGAGGACCAAGGUUCCUACGAGUGCUGGUCCUUCGAAUGGGCCCCUGCUGCUGGGAAGAACUUCAGCCGCCUGCUGGCUGGAUACACGGUGAAACUGGAUCUUCCACCGAGGCCUCCGACCCAGUCGACCCGCCCGACCCACCCGGCCACCCCCCUGAGCAGCCAGGAGAACAGUAACGUGCACGCAGCAGAAGGUAACGUUGAGACACGGAGAGGCUCACUAACUUCGACCAGCUUCACAGCCACAGUGCUCCCCACCCCUCCCCAAACCCAUUCAUCACUAACCCCCCCGCCCAGCAGCACCGUCAAAGUCCACCCGAGACGGAGCUUUCCCCUGAACUCGGCCGCUCCCUACCCGGCCAGCCGGGAGCCCGAGGCCGAGUACUUGCAGCACAACAACAGCGUGGCCCUCCUCUUCCUUUUCCUCCUGUUCUUCCUCCUCUUCUUGGCAGCGAUGGUGUACAACUGCUACAUGCAGUACCUCCCCGCGCCCUGCCUGAGGCUGCGCGCCGCUCUGCUCGGCACCCACAAGUGCUCCCAUCAGCCCGAGUACCGGGCCUGUGAGGCGGGGCUGAUGGAGACCUCCGCCACCGACAAAAUGAACAUGACCGAGCAGCCCACCCAGAACGGCAGCCAGGCCUCCAAGAAUCUCCGGGCGCUCCGCGACACCGGGUACGAGACUGAGCCCGAGUGCGGCAACGGCCAGCUCCCCUCCCACAGCUCUGGAAGCGCCAGCCCCUCACAGGAGAAGCCUUUCGAUGUGGACUGUGACUCUCAGUCCAUCCAGUUCGCAGAUGCAGACGAACCUUGCUGCUAAAAGCUUUUAUCCCCCCACUCUUUUUUCCCCCUCCCCAGUAGAAACUGAUGCGCUUUCUGUGACUGCACAGCAAACAAGCUAAACAAUAUAAAAAGUGUGGCGUCUAACAAAGCUGAGUCGUCAUAAAGUCUAAACUGGGCAACCGGUUAAAUCUGGUCUAGGUCUUAAAACGGAGCAAAAACAAACUGUUUUCAGCUUACGCCAGCACAGCAAAGCUAUUUCUUAUAUUCCAAAUUGGAAACAUUAUUUACCAAAUUGGUAAGAUACUCUGAUGUUUUCCAAAUUGGAAUCCUAUUUCUUUGCAGCGUGGGUGAGAAAUAAUCUUGUGGAGCGUUCACAUCUUUAUGUGUUGCUGUUUAGGUGAUGCAAAAUGCUUUGGUGUUAGUCAUUUCUCAGGGAAGAGUUCCGUAAGUAACGGCCUGUUGGUGGCAGUGUUGUCGUCUGCAGCAGCUGCUAUGAGUUGGCACUGAAGGACGUCAGCAGAGAGACAAACUAGUGGACAAGUUUCUUUUUAAUGCUGGAAUGUAUCCAACCACUGUCUUGUGCGAAGAAGCACUGCUGAGAUUAUUAUUUUCUUAUUUGUGAAGUUCCUGAUCGUCACGUGUAUUAACCUUCAUCAGUCACCUUUCCUUAAUGUGGUGGACUAAUGAAAACUAAAUGUACAGUCUGAACUAAAACUUGAUAUUAGAACCCUGGAAACAAUCUGAAUAAUUUUUUGCUAUUAUUGUGGUUUUAUUAAAGGUUUUUGUUUUUAGCUGUGUCUUUAUUUAAGUAACGCUUUUUAUUAAACGCGUAGCUUUUAUUUCCUUUUAGAUUUUUUAUUUAUUGCAAAAACUCAGAUUUUUUUUAGAUUAUUCGUCAGUUUUUCUCCUUUUGCAUGUCAUCCUUAAACAACUUUCUUCUCUUCCAUCACCCCCCCACACACCUCCUCACAGCCUCCUCUCCCAUCGAAACCUCCUCCUCUUCCUCCUCCUCCCUGUUCUUCUCUGGCGGUAGCUCUCACUUUCACUCCUCCUCCACCAAGCCCCACAAUGUGGAGGCUCGGGAGGCAGAGGUGAGACUGUUGCCCCCCCUGCUGAAGGACCAGGCCUGGGGGGUUCAUGCCCAGGAGGCCUUUCUGCUCUUCUGCCUCGCCCUGGGUGAGUGGUGCAUGUGACCCCCCUCCCCCCACUGCCCCUCCUCAGGGACACAUGCUCGGUUUGAAAAUAACUUGCUUCUUAACUCCCUUUUUUUAAAUUAAUUUCCUGCUUUUUUCUACUUUGCAUGUUUCUAUGAUCCAAACACAAACUAACAGAGUGGGUGCGUCCUUUUUUUAUUUGGGCAAAGCAGCUUUUUUUAAACGUUUGUUUCUGCGUUUUGGAAAACUUACCACCAACCAAUAGUCACAGUUCUUUAAUAAAAUGUCAACUUCUCCAUAAUUGCAACAAAAAGUUCAUGUUUUUUGUACAUUCUUCUGUAAAAACUGUUGUAGAAAGUUGUAAAAUUUAGAGACAUGUUUAUUGAGUCUGAUAUGAAACAAAAUCUUCCCUUGGUUGUUCGUAUGACUUUUAGACUGUGGUUUUUUAUUGUGCCUGUACAUGUUUGUAAAUUUAUAUGUAUAUAUAUAUAUAUACUUUUGAAAUAUGUGUAUAAAUCUGAGGGGCAAUGUGGGGCUUUUGAGACGUGUAAUAAAACUUGCCAAAUGUUUUCAAUGAA
Molecule: messenger RNA, 4871 nt
Organism: Austrofundulus limnaeus
Lineage: Eukaryota; Metazoa; Chordata; Actinopteri; Cyprinodontiformes; Rivulidae
Gene: sema4d
Product: sema domain, immunoglobulin domain (Ig), transmembrane domain (TM) and short cytoplasmic domain, (semaphorin) 4D
Exons: 16
Coding region: 450-3176 (908 amino acids)
Biological process (GO): axon guidance; neural crest cell migration; negative chemotaxis
Cellular component (GO): plasma membrane
Molecular function (GO): chemorepellent activity; semaphorin receptor binding
Source: RefSeq, a predicted model, not a curated record